This is a messenger RNA of Bolinopsis microptera, 4265 nucleotides long. Its product is annotated as general transcription and DNA repair factor IIH helicase subunit XPD-like. The record is from RefSeq and is a predicted model, not a curated record. The transcript has 4 exons. Gene Ontology annotation, cellular component: nucleus. NCBI's taxonomy places the organism in Eukaryota, Metazoa, Ctenophora, Tentaculata, Lobata, Bolinopsidae. Gene Ontology annotation, biological process: nucleotide-excision repair; transcription by RNA polymerase II; protein phosphorylation. Gene Ontology annotation, molecular function: protein kinase activity; damaged DNA binding; ATP binding. Bases 11 to 4027 code for a protein of 1338 amino acids.
CUAUAAGUUGAUGGCAGCAUUGAUAGGGGAUCUAAGUGGACUAACCCUAUCUGAUGGUCAUCAUCAAACCAGACCUGAUGAGUCCAUUGAAUACAGUUUCAAUUCCUUGCUAAUCAAUGAUGAUUUGGUAUCCCAACAAUAUUCAGACAAAGUCAAACUAGAAAAUAGCAUGUUGGUAAAAAACGUAAAAGAAAUGAAAGACUACAUAUUGACACUUCAUAAAAUGAUAGCUUUGCUCAGAAAACAAAAUACGGUAUUGGCAAAGUCUGACAAACUAUCUUCACAAGUGGAAUCUCUUUCUUUAAAAAGUAGUGUUGCAGAUCUUUGUAAUGAAGAGCAGAUGCUCACUAAUAUCAUUCAACAGAAACAAAGAGUCUUACAAGAACAGAUACUCAGCAACAAAGAGUUUGAGGCUAAAGCAAAUAACGAGAUGGAAGGCCUCAAAAACCAGCAACAGCAACUCAAUUCUCAGAUGGAAUGCCUUUCUCAAGAAAAUUGUUCUCUUUCAGAUGCCAAUGAGAGAUUAAAAUCGAUAGUUCAAGUUAGAGGUGAUGAAAUUCAAAAUAUGCAGAACAAACUAAAUGUGUGCUCAUCAAUUAUCGAAGAGCAAAGUAAACCAAGGAUAACUGUAAUGACCCCUGACGAAUCUAUGCCAUGGAUUGUUACUCCAGACGAGAUUGGAAUUUCAUCUCAACUUCUGGGAACUGGUGCCUGGGGGACUGUUACUCUUGGGACUUUUAGAGGACUUACAGUUGCUGUUAAACAACUACAUCGCCUUAUCCUCUCCCCUCACAACCAAGAAAAGUUUCUUCGAGAGAUGGAGAUAUCUUCGAGAAUCAGACAUCCUCAUAUUCUUCAGUUUAUAUGCUGCUCACAGCAAGCCCAAACAUUAUUGGUUAUUACCGAGGUCAUGGAACUUAGUGCAAGGGAAGCUUAUUUAAGCAACAGAUUAUCCAAAUCUCAAAGUGUUAAAGUUUUGAUUCAAUGCGGAUUAGCACUCCAGUAUUUACACGGUUUCAAACCAGUUCCCAUCAUUCAUCGGGAUAUCAGUAGCUGUAAUGUCUUACUCUCUGCUAAAUCAUCAACUACUUGGGUUGCUAAACUGUCUGAUUUUGGUGCUGCUAACUUUAUACGGGACGAGGUAUCAUCUGCUCCUGGUGCUGCUAUUUAUGCAGCCCCUGAAGCCUACUCAAACAUUCAAAACACUAAACUGGAUGUCUUCAGUUUUGGAGUUUUAAUGAUUGAGUUAUUGACUCACCGACUACCAGAUCCUACCCAAAGGGAGCAGCAACUUCAAGCUGUUCCCCACGUAGAAGUUAAGGAGAUCAUAGGAUCGAUGUUAUCACGUCACCCUGACCACCGACCUGAUAUGGCUUCUGUCGUUGGAACCAUUAGAGUUGCUUCAAAUCAACCUUCGGGUGUUGCUAGCGAUUGUUUUUGGAUCAUGGCCCCAAUCAUGACUCGAACUAAAAUGGACAGCAAACAAGGUCCCCAGGCUGUGACUGGUCAUCUAGAUAAAUACGCGAUGGGAUUGGACAGAAAAACUCCCACCGGUGCCGAGGUCCAUGCUGAACUGUUUGAAGUGUUGUGUAACUUUAAGGAUUACAAAAUCGACAGGGACUCGCUGAACCUUGAUCUUAAAUUUGUGGAAGAUAUUGGACUUGACAGCUUAGAUUUGGUUGAAUUUGUCAUGGUACUGGAAGAUCACUUUGAAAUUGAGGUUUUGGUCAUGAAGUUGAACAUAGACGGUCUUCUUGUCCACUUUCCCUACGAGUAUGUGUACCCGGAGCAGUACAUGUACAUGAGGGAACUGAAACAAACCCUAGAUGCCAAGGGGCACGGAGCACUGGAAAUGCCCUCCGGAACUGGCAAAACAACCACCAUUCUCUCUCUAGUUGUAGCUUAUCUGCGGGAGUAUCCAGGAAAACUCCAGAAGCUAGUUUACUGCACGAGAACGGUCCCGGAGAUGGAGAAGGUUCUGGAAGAAAUGAGGCGACUGGACGAGUACUACACAGCAAAUAACCAGGAGUUGGGGUUCGUAACGGUUGGGUUAACCUCCAGAAAACACAUGUGUAUCAACCCCGAGGUACUGAGGUUAAAAGAAGGUAAAGCAGUGGACGCAAAGUGUCGUUCCCUCACCAUGGGAUGGAUCAGAGAGAAAUAUAAAACGGAUCCACUCUCCGAGAAGUGCUCCUGGUUUGAGGACUUCGAGGAUAAAGGUAAACACUCACAGCUAGAUCCAGGGGUGUACAGUAAUGAUGACCUGCGGAACUACGGCAAGUUAAAAGGGUGGUGUCCGUAUUUUCUGGCUAGGACUGCUAUCUAUACCGCCAACAUUGUGGUCUUCAGUUAUCAUUACAUGUUGGACCCAAAAAUAGCAGAGCUGGUCAGUAAGAAUCUGACUAGUCAGGCUUGUAUUAUAUUUGACGAGGCUCACAAUAUUGAUAACGUUUGUAUUGAUUCUAUGAGUUUAGUGAUCAAUAGAAAGACAUUGGAUCGAGCAAAGGAGAAUAUCAAUAAAAUAGAUAAACGGGUAAAAGAGCUAAAGGAGCAAGAUGCACAGAAACUGAAGGAAGAGUACUCUAGAUUAGUGGAGGGACUCCGCCAGGCUGCAACAGAGAGUGAGAAUAAUACUUAUCUCAGCAACCCAGUCCUUCCUGCUGACAUUCUCAACGAAUCCAUCCCUGGAAACAUCAGAAAUUGUCAACAUUUCCUCGCGUUUAUGAGACGGUUUGUGGAGUAUUUGAAAAGUGUUUUAAAGGUUCAACAUGUAGUGUCUGAUACGCCCGCUUCUUUUCUCAACACUAUCUACAACACAGUUUGUAUUGACAGAAAACCUCUUAGAUUUGUAACUCAGAGACUUAACUCGCUAAUGCGAACGCUUGAGAUACAAGACAUGGAGAAUUAUAGAUCUCUUUCGGUUAUUUCAUCUUUUGCGACCCUUGUUUCUACUUAUUCCAAAGGUUUUAGCAUCAUAAUUGAGCCCUACGAUAUCAGAACUCCAACUAUAUACAAUCCUGUUCUCCAUUUUACUUGUAUGGAUGCCUCAAUCGCUAUCAAACCAGUCUUCUCUCGUUUCCAGACCACCAUAAUAACAAGCGGUACUCUGUCUCCAAUUGACAUCUACCCUCGAAUCCUAGACUUCAGACCUGUUACCACCGCCUCCUACACCAUGACCCUAGCUAGAGAGUGUAUCCUCCCCAUGAUAGUAGCUAGAGGCAGCGACCAAGUCUCUAUAUCCUCUAAAUACGAGACACGUGAUGAUAUCGCAGUCAUCAGGAACUACGGGAACUUGUUAGCUGAUAUGGCUGCCGUGGUACCUGACGGGAUGGUAUGUUUCUUUACCAGCUACGACUACAUGGAGAACGUCGUGUCCACCUGGGUCAACCAGGGUAUCAUGGCAAAUGUCCAGAAACACAAGCUCGUCUUCUUUGAAACCCAGAACAACGCGGAGACGCAAAUAGCGCUAGAGAAUUAUUACCGAGCUUGUGAUAACGGACGUGGAGCUGUGUUAUUAGCUGUGGCCCGGGGUAAGGUAUCAGAGGGUAUUGAUUUCCACCAGCACUACGGCCGGUGUGUUAUCAUGUUUGGUAUACCCUACGUGUACACCCAGAGCAGGAUACUUAGAGCUCGGCUGGAUUAUCUCCGGGAGCAAUACCGGAUCAGGGAAAAUGAUUUCCUGACUUUUGAUGCUCUGCGUCAUGCGUCACAGUGUGUUGGCAGGGUUCUCAGAGGCAAGACUGAUUAUGGGAUCAUGAUAUUUGCUGACCAGCGUUACUCUCGAGCUGAUAAGAAGAGUAAAAUACCAAAAUGGAUCCAGGAGCACCUCGGAGAGGGAGUAUCCUCCCUUGCAGUGGACGAGGCAGUUCAGCUUGCUAAGAACUUCCUGAGGAAGAUGGCACAGCCUUUUCCUCAAGAAGCCCAGAUCGGUCUAUCAAUGUUGACACGUGAACAAGUUAAGACGAUGGAGGAUAAAUAUCAGGGGAAUGAAGCUGAUGAUUCCGGUGCCAUUUCUGAUCCAGAGUAAGCUUGAGAUUUCGGUUGAGCUUUUUAUAUAUUUUCAUUUCGUUUUUGGUUUAAUUUAGGGGAAGUUGAACUUGGGAUUUUAAUCAUUCUUUUUGGAAUCACGACUUGAAUCUGGUUGUUUGUUACUACAAUGACCCUAAUUUAUUAUUUUUAUUAUUUAUUAUUGUUUAAUAUAUUGAUUGUGAGAUAUGUUUUUAUUGUUAUUGUUCUCCAGUUGCAUUACUAUUAGAUGUAAGUCU